Messenger RNA from Triticum urartu, 1774 nucleotides. Its product is annotated as flavanone 3-dioxygenase 2. The record is from RefSeq and is a predicted model, not a curated record. NCBI's taxonomy places the organism in Eukaryota, Viridiplantae, Streptophyta, Magnoliopsida, Poales, Poaceae.
CUUCCCCGCCUGCUCAAACAAACCCAGCCCAGCCGCGGCGUUUCCUCUUCGCCUCCGGCCGUUCCUCUGCUCACGCCUCCACCGUGACAUCCAUCUAUUCUCUCUCCCUCUCUAUCUCGUGUGCCUGUGUGUUGUUGUGCCGGCAUGGCGGAGCAGCUCAUCUCCACGGCCGUGCACCACACGCUGCCCGAGAGCUACGUCCGGUCCGAGGCGGAGCGGCCGCGCCUGGACGAGGUCGUGCCCGACGCCGACAUCCCCGUCGUCGACCUCGCCAACCCCGACCGCGCCGCCGUCGUCGCCCAGAUCGGCGCCGCCUGCAGCUCCCACGGCUUCUUCCAGGUGCUCAACCACGGGCUGCCGCUGGAGGUCAUGCUGGCAGCGAUGGCGGUGGCGCACGAGUUCUUCCGCCUCUCGCCGGAGGAGAAGGCCAAGCUCUACUCCGACGACCCGGCCAAGAAGAUGCGCCUCUCCACCAGCUUCAACGUGCGCAAGGAGACCGUGCACAACUGGCGUGACUACCUCCGCCUGCACUGCCACCCGCUCGAGCAGUUCGUCCCGGAGUGGCCUACCAAUCCCCCGCCCUUCAGGGAUGUCAUGAGCACAUACUGCAAGGAGGUCCGGCAGCUUGGGUUCCGGCUCUACGCCAUGAUAUCGGCGAGCCUGGGGCUGGAGCAGGACUACAUCAAGAAGGUCCUCGGCGAGCAGGAGCAGCACAUGGCAGUGAACUUCUACCCAAAGUGCCCGUCGCCGGAGCUGACCUACGGGCUCCCGGCGCACACGGACCCCAACGCCCUCACCAUCCUGAUGAUGGACGAGCAGGUUGCGGGGCUGCAGGUGCUCAAGGAAGGCCGGUGGAUCGCCGUCAACCCGUGGCCCAACGCGCUCGUCAUCAACCUUGGCGACCAGCUUCAGGCGCUGAGCAACGGGAGAUAUAAGAGCGUGUGGCACCGCGCCGUGGUGAACUCGGACAGGCCGAGGAUGUCCAUCGCCUCCUUCCUCUGCCCCUGCAACAGUGUCAAGCUCGGCCCCGCCGAGAAGCUCAUCGGUGAGAAAUCGCCGGCGGUCUACAGAAACUACACCUACGACGAGUACUACAAGAAGUUCUGGAGCAGGAACUUGGACCAGGAGCACUGCCUGGAGCUCUUCAGAACCUAGUUUAUUUUUCUUCGAUAUAAAAGAAGCCCAUUCUCUUUUCUUUCCCAUGAAAACGGUAAGCCACUCAACAAGGGUUCACCCUCCAGCCCCCUGCCAAACACCUUAUCAAAAAAAAGGAACCAGAACCUAGCUAGACAUGGGGGGAAAAUCCGGAUGUUUUUUUGCCCUUCUCUUUUUCAGUCAUCGCCAUGUUUUGUCGAUCGUUAGGAGUUGUUCUUGCCAUCCUCGAUCAAACUUUGAGAACCGAUUGAGGCUCUGGCCGUGUGCGCGCAUAGGGAUGCAAAUUUGUAACGUUCUGGGCUGCCCGUGACUUUUUGAAAUUUAGUUCAUUUGGCUGAACUAAAGGGUCAGGGGUUGGACUUGGACCCCCAGCGAGCGUACCAUGAUGGAGUUUUUCCUUUUUUGCGAGCGGUACCAUGAUGGAGUUGAUAAAGGCUAAGUUCUUGUUUGAAUUAUGCAAAAAAUAUAGUAGCUACUCUUGUUUUUUAGAAUGGAUUAUAUCUACUAGUUCUAAGAACUGAAAUGGAAUAAAGGGCUGUUUUUUGUAGCUCGUACCAUUAUUGUAUCUAUACUGGCUGUAACUCUUCUUUAUUUAAAUAGAUGAUUCUGUUUUCCAAAA